Pristis pectinata (smalltooth sawfish) is the source of this 3431-nucleotide messenger RNA. RefSeq names its product POP1 homolog, ribonuclease P/MRP subunit (gene pop1). Gene Ontology annotation, biological process: tRNA 5'-leader removal. The transcript has 16 exons. Gene Ontology annotation, cellular component: nucleolar ribonuclease P complex; ribonuclease MRP complex. Bases 1 to 3156 code for a protein of 1051 amino acids. The record is from RefSeq and is a predicted model, not a curated record. Lineage: Eukaryota; Metazoa; Chordata; Chondrichthyes; Rhinopristiformes; Pristidae.
AUGGGCCCGCCCCCACGUCCGCGGGGGGGAGGGGGGUCGCGGUGCACGGCGGGAGUUGUAGUCCACCUCGGUCCCUCCCCGACUCCACUCCCAGGAUGCCGCGGUGGCGCCGCCCGCCGACAGAGGGCCGAACCUGAUUGGCUGGUUCGUCGACCGCCGUCGCUCUCAGUGCGCGGCCUCCUGCUCCACCUGACAAUCGCCAUGUCUGGAAUCAAUCGAAGAGAGAAGAAAUAUGCCAAGAAGAUGAGAAACCAGCCUAGCAAUGUCACCUUUUCAUCAUCUGAUCCAGGGGCUGGUAGAUCUGGAAUAGGAUCAAUUGAAUCUCAGUCAGAUGUCAAUUAUAGAGAACAGCAGAGAGGUUCACAUGGAGGAUAUUGCCACAGAGGCCAAGGAAGUGAUCGCAAACAUCUUCAAAAUGUUCCCAAAUUUUUAUUUGCAAAAGACUUUGCUCAGUACCGUGCUGCAGAAAUCAAUGCCAUGUUAAAAGCAGUAGCGCACAAAUCUAACUCUCAGUUUCUGCAGUCCCUACCACCACAUCUGCGCAGAAGAGCUAUGAGUGACAACGUUAAACGUCUCCCUCGAAGGCUUAGAGAAAUUGCAAAGAAAGAGAUGGAAAAGAUUGCCCAUUUGAAAAAAGAGCAAUCAAAGAGCAAGUCUCGCAAAGCCCGUCGACGACAUGGGAAUUUGUUGCUGGAAUUUAACCGAAGACAAAGAAGAAACAUUUGGCUGGAAACUCACAUAUGGCAUGCAAAAAGAUUCCAUAUGGUCAAAAAGUGGGGAUACUGUCUGGCCAAUAAACCGACUAGUAAAAGUUAUAGAGCGUGCUACCGUGCUAUGACACAGCAGUGCCUACUUCAGGAUAUGUCUUACUAUUGCUGUUUGGAGCUGAACGGAACACAGGAGAAUCUCCUGAAGGCUCUUGCACCUUUGAGCAGCAGAGAAGCAGGUCCAACGUUUGCGUCUGUGGACUGCCUAUCUGGGAAACGUCAAGGGUCAUUGGUUCUCUACAAGGCUGAGCAAUAUCCUGAGAAGCCACUGGGUCCUAUUACGUUCCUAUGGCGGCCCAAAGCAGAGCCUGAAAACCAUUCUGAAAACAGGCAGCUUUGGAUCUGGGCACAUCCAGCACUUAAAAUGGAUCUAUUAACUGAGCUUCAGUUGGCCUGUCAAUGUUCAGAUGAUCCUUUACCUGAACCAGCUCCUACUGAAUGCAACACUUCAACACAGAAAGGAGCUGGCUUGAAAAGAAAACUGCAGGACAAAGUUGGAGAGAAGGUCGUACCCAAGAAAAAAAUAAUAGGCAAUAGUACCAGAGAUCCAUCGAAACCAGUGUCUUGGACGUCGUUAACUACUGGCAUUGUAAUAGAAGAUCUGACUAUGGAAAUUCUGAGAUAUCGGCUGAUUGGUCCCCUGUCUCACUCUGCGAUACUUGAAGUUUUUCAACCUGCUGUUGUCACGGAAAAUUCUGAAGUGACAGGAGCAAGAGCUUCACCCUGCUGGUGGUCAGAGUAUUGCAGGAAAUCUGAGGACGUGGCCCUUCAUAAUCGUCAAGGGGAUUUCCUUCAGUUACUUUCUGGUGUUGCUUCACCAGCAGAAAUUUCAACAGGGUCUGUACUUGGACUUACUGUGAGGGAUCCUCGACUAAACAUACCCGAAAACAGAACCGCAGCAUUGCCUGACCCAUCACAGUUUAAAGAUCUGGAAAAAGUUAAGGAGUUUUCUCUGAAAGGAAUUCCCUCAGAAUGUGCUCAGAGUCAAAUCUGGGACCGGAACAUCCGCAAUAUUGUCACAGAAACUAAAAUUUCCGAACAGGAACUAAAUCAGAUGAAAAGCAAGCUCUUGGUCCCUGGAUCUCAACUGAAUUUGGGGCCACAGGAAUCCAAGAUUCCCAUCCUGUUGGUGCAGCAGCCUGGGAAGGUGGCUGGAAAAGAGAACAUCGGUUGGGGGAGUGGCUGGGAUAUCCUAUUCCCAAAAGGAUGGGGGAUGGCAUUCUGGAUUCCCUUGAUCUAUAGGGGUGUACGAGUAGGAGGUUUGCAAGAGGGAGUCAAGCAUUGUCAGUACCAGGGAAUCCCACGUUUCCCAGAUGAUUUUCCAGACUGCCCAGCUGGCAUGCGGCACAGUGAGGUGACCGAGAAGGAGCUGAUGGACAAAUACAAGAGAUAUCCACCAGCCAAGAGACCCAACUAUAUCCAUUAUGGCACCAUGAGUCCAUUUCGCUGUCCUUGGCAGCAACUUGUAGAAGAAUGGGAAGAGAAGAGCAAAGCUACUGGUGUCAAACCUACUGUCGGUGGCAAAGAAUCAGAGUUAAAGUCCGAAGUGCAGAUCUCCAACAAGAAACCAGUUGGUGCAAAUGAAGGGAAAACAUCCAAGCAAUCGUCAGAUAAAGAGAAAACGCCUGAGCCUGAGGAGGAAAUGGAAGAGGAUUCUGAAAAUGUUGUUGUUCUUGAGCCAAAGAUUCCAAGUCCUAAAGACAUUCCAGCAGAAAGUGGUCAUGUUCCCAUCCUAAGGAGCAGAAAGUUGUUGAAGCAGCUGUCUGCAUGGUGUCGCCCUACAUCAAGCCGUGGUCAGCAGGCUAAACAAUCCAGUGGGUCUCUGCAAGUGCAGAUGGCAGCAGAUGUGGUGAAUUCCAUCAAGUGCUCCUAUCCCCGGUUCCUUGUCUGGGCCAGACUGUCACCACUGAAAAAGGGCUGUCCCAUUGCUAAUGCAACAAUUUGUAUCCCUUCUGAAGAAGACCUCCAGCUUACGGCCUCCGACUCUAAGAAUUGUGCUCCUCAAGAACCAAAGCACAGAGACCCCUUCAAACGCCAGAUUAAAACCUUAAAGAAGAAGAAGAAAGGGGCUUUGCCAGAAGAUCUGGAAAGUGGUUCUGGAGGUCAGGACUUAAAACCGGUUUCCAGUUGUCGAAAGGAUUUGGUUCUUGGCUUAUGGCCCGACCAGCCACAGGCUGUGAUGUCCCACUGCUCCAGACUUGCAAUCGGAUAUGUAAGCCAAGGGGACUUUUCACUGAAUGUAGGCUGUGGGGAAGCCUUGGGAUUUGUUAGUUUAUUGGGUCUCUUGCAUAUGUUGUCCAAUCAACCAGCAGAGAAACGUGGCCUUGUACUUGUGAGGAAUCCAGCUUCCCUGCAGUAUCGCCUCGCUAAAAUAAAUAUUGAAGUUUAAAAAGAUGCUAGAUUCUAGUGCAAAUUGCAGGUGAUAUCUCGAAGCUUAAUGUUUAUAUUUUCGCUCCAAAGACCAGAGCUCUUGUCUUCAAUUAAAUGGUACAUCCUAUUAAGCUGAAUUUGAAUUCUGAUGCUAACUGACUCAAAGAUGACUCUAUGAACGGAUUUGUUUCUUAUUUGCUGUUUCCAACCAUGCAGUGCUGACAAGAUCACCUUGCAUUGGUCUGCACAUAGUUGAAAUUCAUUGUGACUGAAAUAUAUUUUACUGACAUUAAA